Molecule: messenger RNA, 1170 nt
Organism: Auanema sp. JU1783
Lineage: Eukaryota; Metazoa; Nematoda; Chromadorea; Rhabditida; Rhabditidae
Source: the annotation of a GenBank genome assembly
AUGGCAACUCUGAUUAUUCGCAAAAUCUCAAACAUUCUAGGUGGUAACUCUAACCACAGUGAUAUGGCGAUAGAUGAGUUGAUGAAGACGAAGGAUUGUUUCAGUAAGAUUCAUGUGAGAACAGCUCUUCUCCAUAUUGGACUGGUUGUUACAUGUAUCACAUAUAUUAUCUGUGGAGCUUAUGUUUUUCAAGUCGUUGAAAAACCGAUGGCUAUGAAAAUAAAAGAGAAAGCUCUGAGUCAAUAUGAGUCUCUUACUUCGCGUUUGCUUCACAACUUCACCUCUAGAAACCAGACGAAUGUUGAGAAAAUUAUGGAGGAAUACAUUGAGUCGUUGUUCUUUCUGUUCGAUAAACCCUAUUAUGCUCACAUUUUCGAAGCACAUUAUACUAACAGCAGUGUAGAGAGCGACUUAUGGACGUUUUCAGAUGCAGUACUUUUCACUACAACCACCGUCAUUCCUGUUGGUUAUGGAUUUAUUUGGCCUGCUACCCCUACAGGAAGGAUAUUAGUGAUCAUAUACGGCAUGGUGGGAAUACCUCUAGCACUUGUAACCAUGGCAGAUACCGGCAAGUUCUUGAGCCAGUUAGUGACAAACUGGUUUGAAGAGUCAAUAACCAUACCUACGGUGCUAUUCUUAUCAUUGCUGUUCUUCUACCCCAUACUAGGAGGACUAGUGUUCCACUAUUAUGCAGAUCUUUCAUUCUUGGAUGCAACUUACUUCUCACUCACUUCUAUUUUCACCAUAGGCUUCGGCGACAUAACGCCUAAAAUUAAUAUUAUUCACUUGGUCAUGUUCAUAGUUUUCGGAGUUAUUUUGGUUACCAUCACUAUAGACUUCGUUGCUGCAGAGAUGAUAGACCAUGUUCAUUACAUGGGAAGACAUGUGGGCAAAGCUAAAGAGCUUGCAGGCAAAAUGUUGCAAAUGGCACAGUCAAUUAACAUGAACAAAGGCAUUUCUGGUCUCACCGCAGGCAUGAAUCAACUGCAAGCUUUGGCCCGCAUGGGAUUACUAGGCAAAGUGGAUAAAGAGACACUCGAAACUGGCCAACCAGUGAGUGCAUUCGCUCCGGUACUCGAUGAUGUAGACUUUGUGGAUCGAGCUUCCAUAUACGCUAGUAGAUCAGAUAUAGACGCAUCUCCGCCUAAUGGGAGGAAUUUGUUUUUUUGA